UUCCUGUCUGAAAUUUGAUGGUGGAAAGAAGUUUUUCUUUGAUUUAUUUACUUAAAAUAUUGAAAAGUUUUUUACUGAUGCCUGAAAUGGGGCGCAUCUUUAAAACAUGGGUUGAAUCAGCUCUUUCUAACGGAGACUCGUCUGGACCAACACAUGGAGCAUCUAGAAAAACUUGGCAGGAGAAAUGUCAUCUGUUUUGCAACUCUCACGCUCUGAGGAAAUCAUCAGACUCGUUUGAAGAGGGAAAUUAAAAUAUUAAGGAAAAUGUCUUUCUUCCUCAGCAACUUAACAAAUGACUCUAGACUGUGGAAAGUAAGUCAUAAUUCUACGGACCUUAUGAAUUCGCCAGAAACUCUGACUCUUUCUCUCUUUUGCCUGAUCUGUUUAAUGACUCUCGUAGCUCUGGUAGGCAGCAUUUUCUCACUGGUUUCUCUGCUCACCAUGCAGUACAGAACUGUUGUGUCUAUGCUUGUGACAUCUUGGUCUGUGGAUGAUCUCUUGAGCGUCUUGUCAGUGGCCAUCUUCAUGGUUUUGCAGUGGCCAAAAGAGGCACCGGGCUACUUCCAGUCUCUGUGUACCACCUCUGCCUUACUGUAUAUGUGCCAGGGCCUCUCCAGCAACUUGAAGGCGACUCUUAUAGUCUUCUACAACUUUUAUACGAUGCACAGGACAGUGGUGAGUCAGUCAAGCUCCUGGCGAUCAGGACAGGUACUCGGUGUGGCUUUAACCGUGUGGGCAGUCAGCCUGCUGCUGGCCUCGCUCCCGCUGUGCGGCUGGGGUGUCUUCGUGCGCACGCCUUGGGGCUGCCUGACCGACUGCUCCAGUCCUUACGUGCUGCUCCUCUUCGCGGUGUACGCUUCCGCUUUCGGGCUCCUGGCGGUUCUUUCUGUCCCUCUCACUCACCAGCUGCUGUGUUCAGAGGAGCCGCCAAGACUCCAUGCCAACUACCAGGAAAUUUCUCGUGGCGCCUCUACUCCUGGGACCCCUGCUGCUGGGGGAAGAGUGCUCUGUCUGUUGCCAGAGGAUGUUGAAAUCCCUGCUCUGCGAUGCACUGGGAGCUCCCCCAGCUCGGACGUGGUGUUUGCCCCGGGUCAGCCUGCUGCCUCUAGCGCUGGAGCCGGCAAGCGAGAGAAUCUCAGGACUCCCCGUGGCACGAGCAGCUUCCCCGUGAGCCUGGCACAGAAGCGCUUUGCUUUGAUCCUAGCGCUGACGAAAGUCAUCCUCUGGCUGCCUAUGAUGAUCCACAUGGUGGUAAAACACGUGGUGGGGUUUCAGAGCCUUCCGGUCGAUAUGCUCAGCUUUCUACUAACCCUGCUGGCCAGCACUGUAACACCAGUGUUUGUCUUGUCUAAACGAUGGGCCCACUUGCCUUGUGGCUGCAUCAUCAACUGCCAGCCUGACACCUACUCCGUUGCAUUCGAUGGGAAAAAGUCGAAGAGGAAAGGCUUUGAAUUCAAUCUAUCAUUCCAACAAAGUUAUGGACUCUAUAAAAUGACACAUGCAGAUUACUAUGAUGACGAUGAUGAAAAUUCCAUAUCCUACCACAACCCAAAGAAAUAUGAGCGUGAAGCUACAAAGGAGCCUCGGGAAGACAGCCACAGUGUGUUCAACACCAUCACAGUAGAAAUCAGCACCACGCCACCGCUGGACAGCGCCACACUGACCGGUGUCAACAAGUGCACCAACACGGACAUCCCAGAGCCCAAACAGGCCGUGAGCGAAGAACAGGGUGCUUUUUCUAUUAAAACAGAAUGUGAUAUUAACUAUGGAGAAGCCACCUCGUUUGAAGGUCCAGAGAGACGACUGUCCCAUGAGGAGACUCAGAAACCAGAUCUUUCAGACUGGGAGUGGUGCAGGAGUAAGUCAGAACGAACACCUCGCCAGCGUUCUGGUGGUGGGCUGGCUAUUCCCAUUUGUGCGUUCCAAGGGACUGUGUCUCUCCAAGCACCAACUGGGAAAACCCUCUCUCUUUCUACUUAUAAGGUCAGUGCAGAAGGGCAAAAGAUAACCCCGCCCUCUAAGAAAAUAGAAGUCUAUCGAUCUAAAAGUGUUGGCCAUGAACCGAACUCAGAAGAGUCUCCCUCCACGUUUACAGACACCAACGUAAAAAUACACUUGGAAGUUCUUGAAAUUUGUGACAACGAUGAGGCUUUAGACACUGUGUCAAUCAUCAGCAACAUCAGCCAGUCCUCCACAAAAGUUCGGUCUCCUUCUCUGCGCUACUCACGGAAGGAAAACAGGUUUGUCUCAUGCGACUUAGGAGAAACUGCCUCCUACUCCCUCUUCUUACCCACAAGUGAUCCUGACGGAGAUAUCAACAUCUCUAUCCCAGACACAGUGGAGGCACACAGACAGAACAGCAGGCGGCAGCAUCAAGAGAGGGAUGGCUACCAGGAAGAGAUCCAGUUGUUAAACAAAGCCUACAGGAAGAGAGAAGCAGAAAGCAAGGGUAACUAGGAAGUACCGAGUCUAUAGAGGUCAGAAUGGCUCUGCAAUCUUAGACUGUAAAACUUAGCAUAGUCCCGAGACGAAUUUCCCACUUCCUUCUAAUCACAUGGUCGCAUAACCUUUCCUGGUUUCCUAGUUAGUAUUUUUUGGAUGACCUGCCAUAGUGCAUUUUACAUGUUACUCAAAGAUCAUACACUGUGGUAACUGAACACUUUUGUGUCUGAUUUCUAAAAAUCUUUCUAAACCAAAUCUUGACUUAGUUUGAUAUUUUGCCUGUUUGUCUAAUAAAUCCACUAUUCUCGUGCAUGCAUUUUUUGUACCCAUGCUGCUUUUUUACUGCAAAAGAGAAAAGAGAUGUUCGGGCAAUAGAAAAAAUUACACCCAAACUCUGAGUUGUAUUUGGAUAUGGAUUUAUAUCUAGCCAAAGGAGCUUAUUCUAGUUUCUGCUUUAGCUGUUCAGUGGUCUAGGAGGUAUGUUCUUUUGUAAAAAGGCAAAUUAGCUUCUAAGUGGAACUUUGGAAAUAUGUGUAUUCUUAGUCUAUCGUAAUUUCAUUUGUUGUUACAAAAUACACGUAGUUUAGUAAGUGGUUCUGCUUGUCUUUCUUCGACUGGAGAUUGGGAGAAAUUCUGUCACAUUAAGUUCUGAGAGCUCACUACACUAGGGCAACAAUCAUCUGGCUAAAACAGAGGAAGACACCUAAGUCUAACAAAAAGCUCCCGUGUUGAAGAUUGAGAAGACUCGCUUUGCCAUUCUUGAUGCAUAGAAAUUUUUACUUCAAAUAUCAUUCUAAAUUAAGUACUUUCAGGUUUUUUUUUCUUUAAAAAAAUGUAUUAUAGUAAACAAUAAAACAAGUCAAUAUGUAUAUCACUGAAUGAUGGCAAGGAGUCCAUGGCCAGAUUAAUUUCUCCAAACACCUUAUCGGCACACUGCUAAUGUAUAUUUUAAAAUUCUGAUCCUUUAAAAUCGCUUUAUUCUAAUGUUUCUAUAAACAUACUAUAUAUGUUACCUAAAUAUUUAUUUACACGAGUCAUUGUUGUUUUAUGUGCUCUGAGAUUGUGUAUACCUGCAGUUCAGGCCAUAUGAUGCUUACAGAUUAAAUGAAUUAUAUUUAAAGUAGUUUGGUUUUUAUUUCAUUAUACUGAGUCAAAACUCUUAAAAUUGCUUCACAUAAGUUUUUAAAUUGUUUUGUUC
Molecule: messenger RNA, 3640 nt
Organism: Rattus rattus (black rat)
Lineage: Eukaryota; Metazoa; Chordata; Mammalia; Rodentia; Muridae
Gene: Gpr149
Product: G protein-coupled receptor 149
Exons: 4
Coding region: 265-2457 (730 amino acids)
Biological process (GO): neuropeptide signaling pathway
Cellular component (GO): membrane; neuron projection
Molecular function (GO): neuropeptide binding; G protein-coupled receptor activity
Source: RefSeq, a predicted model, not a curated record